AUAACAUUGGUGCAACAAACAAAUAAAUUAUAGUAUAAAAGUGCGUAAAAUGUAAAUGCCUCCGUGCAAGCUAUUCUGUUCCGAUAAACAGUGAAGGUGGGAAUCACAUAAUAGGAGAGCGGGAGGAGGGACGGAUGGGAAGGGGAAGGGAGGCAGGGACCGAGGGGGGAGGAGGCGGUCAAAUCUGCGCAUCUGUCGAGCCAGCGAGGAAGAGGAGCCAGAAAGGGAGAGAGCGAGGAAGGCGAGCCGAGCAGGAUGAGGACAGCGAUGCUGGGGAUGAUUCCCCCGUCGACGCCGGGAUGGGAGACGCCAGAACCACUACGAGCCGGAGCGAUGAACCGUGAGGGAGGAGCCAAGCCGCAGAGGCGACAUGGAGGUGCGUAGCACCCGCUGAGGGAGAGAACCUCUUUAUUGUAGCCUAGCAGCAUCAUCAACACCAUUCGGCCGACCGACCUGAGCGGGGAGGAAGAGGAGGAGGAGGUGGAGGAGGAGGAGGAAGAGGAGGAGAGGGAGGCAGAGAUGGGCUCCCACAUUGCUCAGACCCUGCGUCAGGGCGUGUGGGCGUCCCUCACCGGGGGCUGGUACCAUGACCCGGAGCAGAAGAAAUUCAACAACUCCUGCCACCUCUAUCUGUGGAUCUUCCUGCUCAUCCUGCCGUUGUCUUUACAUCUGGCCCUGCCUCCGACCACCAUGGCCUUGAGCAUCUACUGCGCCUCCGUCACCGUCUUCUUCGUGCUGGUCAAGACGGCCAACUACCGUCUGCACGUGCUGUUCGACGAAGGGGAGGCGGUGGUCCGCAGCAGCCUCUCUGACCUCAGCGGGGCCGCCGACAAGAAGAGCAACACCGCCUCCGACGCCUGCCUGCCCGCCAACAUCAGGAAGAGCAGCACCGUCCCAGACAACGUCGCCAUGACGAUGCUGGCUCGCAAGCGCCCCAGUCAGGUCAUCCAGGUGACCGUCAAGCAGACGGAAACCGACGUGGGACUGAUCGGGGUGGAGUGCUUUAAAUCAGAUGAGGGGAAGACAGUAGAAGUGGCCUGUAGUGCCGAAUGUGCGAAUCCAGGGGAGGCAGGCCCGCAUCCGAGCCCAGAGCCUACCCUGGGAGAAACCCCCGACAAGAAUACUCCUCUGCUGCAGGCUCAGCAGAGGCCCCCAUCCCUAACUGAAAGACAGGAGACUCCAUCUGUGGGAAUGAUCCAUGACAACAAGGAGCCGGCAGACGAGGGAAGACAAGAGGAGAAAGCCAGCGAGGAGAACGUGGAAGCAUGUGGAGAAACAUCUGAAGGUCUUCUACCCCACAAAGCAAAUAAAGAUGAUGGUGGUGAGAAGGAGAGCGAGGACAACAAGGAGCCAUCAGAUGCCAACAAUAACUCACUGCAGACCCCCCGGGAGUGCUCUCACAAGCUCAUUGACAUGCCAGACCCAGCUACACAGCACGAGCAAGGGGAGGAGACAUACUGCUCCGAUGAAAUCGAAGUGGUCCUCACGGACAGUUCCGCUCCGGCAACUUCUUCUCCGCCUCAACACGUGGACGCCGACAGCAACAGCGACGCGGUCAAGAUCGUCAUCACCAUGAGCUGUGACCCUCUCACCGCCGCCCAGCUGGAGGAGAGCGUCAAGCAGAGUCUGCUGGAGAACGCACAGGCUCAAAAGGAUGCUGACGAAUGUCACAUCAAGAUCCCGGUUAUCGUCUUCGACUUGCCCGAGGACGACAAGCAGGAAGCGGAAGAAGAAGGGCAUGAAAAAGAAGAAGAGGACCUAUCAAAGGACGAGCUCACCCUGAGACAGAUGGAGAGCCAAAGCGAGGAGUUCUACUUAUGCAAGGACACAGUCAGCUCACAGUCAGCCACUUCGGGGUGUCUCCUUCCAGGUGGGGAGCAGGCCCUGGUCAGCAUGCCGCAUACCAAUAACAACACCUCAUCCGGUGUGGACGUCUGCUCCCACUUCCAUCCCGAUGACACGGACACUCCGAUUUCCAGCACGGACCCUCAAGGUUUUCUGCGUCUGCCGCCCGCUUUGGGCCGCUAUGGUCCCGGGGGAAGGAUGCACUUACGCGGGCUGAGCAUGGACAGCGGGAAAGACGCCGUGCUGCUUUCGGACCGCUCCCAAAACACAACCACCAUGACCACCUCCAAGUCAGACCUGGAGGCAAAGGAGGGCCAGAUUCCCAACGAAUCCAAAUUCUUGGAGUUCGUCUCCCUGUUGGAAUCUCUUAGUGCCCGAGGGAGCACCAAGGAAGAAGGAUCUGACCUCCAGCCGGACGUGGGAACUUCCGUGGAGACCGAAAAGCAACACACGGAAAACACAAACGCAUCUCCCGGAGCAAAUGAACCCAAAGAGAGCAAAACGCACAGCAAAGCCGAGCGACCCAAACCGCCCACCAGUCUGGCUCCCGACAAGUCUGUUCUGCCUAUACACAUUCCCAUCGUCUCACCAGACAGUCCGCAGACGGAAAAAGAUCCCGACUAUGACUCACUCCCUUCCCAAACGUCCCAGUCGGAAAGCUCCAUGCUGCAGGUUAUCUGUCGGCCGGAGGCUACGAGCAAGGAGGAAGCGUAUACCUUCCACACUGUGCACCGAGAGAGGCCCCGGAAGCUGUAUGCCGAGCGAGCCCUCAACCUGCCGCUGGGCGCGGAGCUGAUCACUGGCAACAUGUGUGACCUCCUGUCCACUUCUUCCAACUCGGAGUGCCAAGACAGCAUGGCGGGCGGUCACGCAGACUGUCCUUUCCAGCGACGCAUCAUUCCUUCACACCGACUUCGUCCCCGACGGACGCACCCUGAGAUCUUCCAGGAGGAGGACUCUUUAGACGACUCCUCAGAGACCUCCACCCAGGAGAAGCCCACCAGGAAGAUUUACUACAAGCUCAAGCUGUUUCCGGGCAAGUGGGUGGACAUUUUAUAUGACCGUCUCACCUUGCUCGCGCUACUGGACAGGAACCAAGACGUUCUGGAGAACCUGGUGGCGGUUUUCAUGGCCUUCCUGGUUUCCUUCCUCGGCUUUGUGCUGCUCAACGACGGCUGCUUCAAAGACUUCUGGGUCUUCCAGUUCUGUCUGGUCAUCGCCAGCUGUCAGUACUCCUUACUGAAGAGUGUUCAGCCAGAUGCAGCUUCACCAACGCACGGUCACAACCAGCUGGUGGCCUACAGCCGCGCGGCUUACUUCUGCAUCUUCUGCUCGCUCAUCUGGACGGUGGAGCAGCUGCUGCGUCGGAAGGACCUCCCCGUCUCCACUUUGUACGGCGUCACCAUCGUGUGCCGCGACGCGCUGCGCUUCGUGCGGAACCUGCUCAUGGGUUUCACUCACUGCUUCCCAAUCACGUUCCUGGUGGGCCUUUUCCCGCAAGUCAACACCUUCGCCAUCUACCUGCUGGAGCAGAUUGACAUUCACUUUUUCGGCGGAACAGCGGCUACAAGUCUGAUCUCAGCAGUGUACGGCAUCCUCCGCAGCCUGGGCGCUCUGUCUCUGCUCUACGGUUUCUGCUUCGGAGCUCUCAAGGAGCCGUGGGACGAGCAGCACACGCCAGCCUUGUUCUCUGGUUUCUGUGGCCUUCUGGUGGUCUUCUCCUACCACCUCAGUCGACAGAGCAGCGACCCCUCGGUCAUGAUAUCGCUGAUCAAGUCGAAAGUAAUGCCCACGUUAGCGGAGGGUGAGGAAGACGAGGGCCGAGACGCCGACAUCGAAGACCCUCUGCCCAAGAAGCUGCAGAAUUCGAUGAAGGAGAUUCUUUUGUCGGACGUGAUCGUGUGCUCGCUCGCCUACAUCCUGACCUUCGCCAUCACCGCCAGCACUGUCUUCCUGUCGCUCAAGCCCUUUGUGACCAUCGUUCUGUACGCGCUGGCGGGGACGGUGGGCUUGGUGACGCAUUACGUCAUCCCCCAGUUGAGGAAGCAUCAUCCCUGGCUGUGGAUCUCGCACCCGCUGCUCAAGACCAAAGAGUACCACGAGUUUGAGCCCAGAGAGGACGCAGUCCUGAUGUGGUUCGAGCGGUUGUACGUGUGCCUGCUGUGCUUGGAGAAGUAUGUGGUGUACCCCGCCAUCGUCCUGAGCGCGCUCACCAACGACGGCUUCGCCCUGAGCCACCGCAAGAGGCUGGGCAUCCACGGCGACGUCCUGUUGACCACCGUGGCCGGGAUGAAGCUCUUGCGCUCGUCCUUCUGCGACCCCAGCUUCCAGUUCGUCACCUUGCUCUUCACGCUGCUCUUUUUCCACGUCGACUGCCCGCGCGCUUCCGAAAGCUUCCUGCUCGAUUUCUUCCUCAUGUCCAUCCUCUUCCACAAGAUGCGCGAGCUACUGCUGAAGCUUCAUUUCAUCCUCGUCUAUAUCGCCCCCUGGCAGAUCGCCUGGGGCAGCGCCUUCCACGCCUUUGCCCAACCCUUCGCCGUGCCUCACUCGGCCAUGCUGCUGCUGCAGACGCUGAUCACGACCGUCUUCUACACCCCCCUGGCCCCCUUCCUGGGCAGCGCCAUCUUCAUCUCCUCGUACCCGCGGCCCAUUAAAUUCUGGGAGAGGAACUACAACACAAAGCGCAUCGACAACUCCAACAGCCGCCUGGUGUCUCAAGUUGAUAAAGAGACGGGCUGCGACGACAACAACCUCAACUCCAUCUUCUACGAAUACCUGACGCGCUCGCUGCAGCACUCUCUCUGCGGCGAUCUCAUGCUGGGCCGCUGGGGCAACUACAGCGCCGGCGACUGCUUCAUCCUGGCCUCGGACUACCUCAACGCCCUGGUGCACCUCAUCGAGAUCGGCAACGGCCUGGUGACCUUCCAGCUCCGAGGACUGGAGUUCAGAGGAACUUACUGCCAGCAGCGUGAGGUGGAGGCCAUCACGGAGGGCGUGGAGGAGGAUGACGCCUGUUGCUGCUGCGAGCCUGGCCACCUGCCCCACAUGCUGUCAUGCAACGCUGCCUUUAACCUGCGCUGGCUGGCGUGGGAGGUGACCGCCACCAAGUACCUGCUGGAGGGCUACAGCAUCAGCGAAAACAACGCUGCCACCAUGCUGCAGGUCUACGACCUCCGCAAGCUGCUCAUCACCUACUACCUGAAGAGUGUUAUUUACUACUUGGUGCACUCCCCCAAGUUGACCACCUGGCUCAAGGACGCCGCCAUCCACGAGGCGCUGCAGUCCUACACCAAGUGGCACCAUAUCGAGAGAGACCCUCAGGUGUUCAGCGUCAAGAUAGACGAGGACUAUGUGCACUGCCUGCAGGGGGUUACGCGAGCCAGCUUCUGCAACGUGUACCUGGAGUGGAUCCAGUACUGCGCUGGCAAGCUGGAGACGCCUGUCGACAGCGAUGAAGACUCCCCUCUGGUGACUUUGGCAUACGCCCUGUCGGUCCUGGGAAGACGAUCGCUUGGAACGGCGUCACAUAACAUGUCCAACAGCCUGGAAUCUUUCCUGUAUGGUUUCAACACACUGUUCAAAGGCGACUUCCGCAUCGCUCCCAAAGACGAGUGGGUUUUCGCCGAUCUUGACCUCUUGCAGAAGGUGGUGGCUCCCGCUGUCAGAAUGAGCCUGAAGCUGCAUCAGGACCACUUCACGUGUCUGGAAGAGACCGAGGAGGCGUCCAUCUUGUACGAGGCCAUCACAAACUACCGCAGCAGCCUGGUCAUUUGCCACGAGAGCGACCCGGCCUGGCGCAAGGCGGUGCUGUCCAGCCGCGACACGCUGCUCACGCUGCGCCACAUGGUGGACGACGGCACAGAUGAGUACAAGAUCAUCAUGCUCUACAAACGCCACCUCAGCUUCAAAGUCAUCAAGAUCAACAAGGAGUGUGUGCGAGGUCUAUGGGCAGGUCAGCAGCAAGAACUGAUCUUCUUACGGAAUCGCAACCCGGAGCGCGGCAGCAUCCAGAAUUCCAAGCAGGCGCUGAGGAACAUGGUCAACUCGUCUUGCGACCAGCCCCUGGGCUACCCCAUGUAUGUGUCGCCGCUGACAACGUCAUAUGCGGGAACACACCGGAUGCUGCGCACCAUCGGGGGAGGGGCUUCCAGCUUGGACGCCAUUCGUUCCUGGCUGUGCUCCAAAUGGCUCAGAGUGCGCAAGGACAACCUGAACAGUUGCAACAGUGGCGUCAACAUGGAUGACUGCGACUGCGGUGCCGGCGGGUCGUCAUCUCUGAGCCACAACCGGCCGUCAUCGGUCACCUCCAAUAGUCUGAGUGCUUACCAGCAGAGAGCCCCCCGGACCACACGAAGCCACCGACACCAUAGCUCAGCCCGGAGGGAGUAUCGCAGCAGAUCGGUGCAGCCUCAGACCCAGCGGCCGCCGGUCAACAGCCAAUCGGGACCCAUCGUGGACUCGGCCUCCAACCAUGGCUUGAUCCAGCGUCUGUCCAACAGCCAGCUGUCCUUCAACACUUCCAUAGCAUCCAUCUUCUCCCAGGUCCCUCGUCUCUCGGGAACCGGCGGGAUCAGCUCGCAGCUCCAGGCGGCGCCGAAUCAGCAGCGUUCCAGCCAAGUGUCGUCAUCGUCGUCUACCCUGAGUCUGCUGUUCGGCAAGCGCAGUUUCUCCAGCGGCCUGGUGAUCUCAGGGCUGUCAGCCGCCGAGGGGGGCAACACCACCGACACGCAGUCAUCGUCCAGUGUCAACAUUGCCAUGGGACCCUCACACCGGUCGGCCAGCAGGGCCACACAGUGGACGUCCGAGCCGUACGAGACGAUAUGUGACGGCUGGGUCCGCGACAACGCUGGGGACGCGUCGGAUGCUACACUUAAGGGCUUCCCGCAUUUCACGGCACUUUGGACACCAAGUGCUCCGGAUCGCUCGGAUUCCUUAUAG
This is a messenger RNA of Hippocampus comes (tiger tail seahorse), 6783 nucleotides long. RefSeq names its product pecanex 2 (gene pcnx2). The transcript is spliced from 41 exons. Lineage: Eukaryota; Metazoa; Chordata; Actinopteri; Syngnathiformes; Syngnathidae. The record is from RefSeq and is a predicted model, not a curated record. Gene Ontology annotation, cellular component: membrane. Bases 520 to 6783 code for a protein of 2087 amino acids.